Molecule: messenger RNA, 3579 nt
Organism: Protomyces lactucae-debilis
Lineage: Eukaryota; Fungi; Ascomycota; Taphrinomycetes; Taphrinales; Protomycetaceae
Product: P-loop containing nucleoside triphosphate hydrolase protein
Exons: 2
Coding region: 1-3579 (1192 amino acids)
Biological process (GO): transmembrane transport
Cellular component (GO): membrane
Molecular function (GO): ABC-type transporter activity; ATP binding; ATP hydrolysis activity
Source: RefSeq, a predicted model, not a curated record
AUGACACUUGCCGUCUUGGCAGCCAUUGCAGCAGGUGUACCACUGCCCGUCAUGUCGUACAUUACAGGUGACAUUAUUGACUCGUUUGGGAGCAACUACGACAAUAUCAAGAAUAGGAUCUGGGUGCUCAUCCUCAUUGCCAUCUCCUUCUUUGCAGUGUCGUGGACAUACAUGUCACUCUUCAGCCAGAUUGGUAUGAAGAAUGGUGUGCGUCUUCGCGAAGCCUACGUCAAGGCACUGCUUUACGCGGAUGUGUCCAAUGUUGAAGGCAGAGGCGCAGAAAUCGCAUCAAAACUCGGCUCAUCCAUACAUCUCGUUCAAUCUGGAACAGGCGAUAAAGCUGGCUUGCUCAUUCAAAGUCUGUCGUACUUUCUAUCGGCAUUCAUCGUUGGGUUUAUUCGCAAUCCUAUGUUGACUGCUAUCCUGAUCCCUGCAGUACCAAUCUUCCUCAUCAUCGUCACAGUGGGCAGUCGUCUCACUGCACGCUACAAUCAACGCAUCGACGAAAAGAACCUCGAGUCAACCACUUUUGCACAAGAAUGCUUCAAAAAUAUCCGACUCCUCAAGACCUUGAAUGCCCAGACCGUCUUGUCCAAAAGAUUUGCAGAUAUCACCACCAGCUCACAACGGGAUACCAUCAAGCGUGCGGCUGUCGGUGCGCUCACCACGGGUUGCAUCUAUUUUGUCAUUUUCAUGACGAAUGGUCUGGCUUUUUGGCAAGGUGCACGUCUGAUUGUCUCUCAGGAUCAAGCUGGUGCCGGUGAUACCUAUGUCGUUGUCUCCCUCGUUAUUGAUUCAUCCUUUGUGGUGGGUAUGAUUAGUCCCUUUCUGCAAAUCUUUGGUACUGCAGCGAGUGCAGGAGAAGAGAUUCGUCAUGAAGCCGAACAAGUCCAACCCAUCAAUGUCGCGAGUGCCGAUGGGAUUCAUGUUUCUCCUGAUUGUGAUGCACACAUACAGCUUCAAAAAGUCGACUUUGCCUACCCGAGUGCACCGCAGACAAAAGUACUUCGCGACUUUACCUUCACCAUCCCAGCUGGCAAGUUUGUUGGCAUUGUUGGUCCGAGUGGCUCCUCGAAAAGUACCCUCGUCAACCUCAUUCAGCGAUUCUACGACAAGACCAGUGGGAGUAUCUUGAUUGAUGGGGUUGAAUUGACAGACCUCAAUCUUGCAUCGCUACGCAAGCAAAUGUUACUUGUGAGUCAAGAGCCAGUCUUGUUCUCCGGUAGUAUUCAUGACAAUAUCGCUUCAGGUCUUCUCAAAUACGGGCCUCUACCAGCUCCUGACACCCUUAGAAGACUGAUCCAGCGAGCAGCAGAAGAUGCAUAUGCAGCAACAUUCAUCGAGAUGCUCGAGGAAGGUUACAACACUCAAGUCGGUGCAAAUGGCGGUGCGAAGUUGUCUGUGGGUCAACGUCAACGUAUUGCCCUCGCUCGCGCACUCAUCUCGAAUCCACGCAUCUUGCUAUUGGACGAAGCAACCUCAGCAGUGGAUGCGCUCAGUGAGCGGUAUAUCGCAGAAGCACUGCGUCGACCCAACGAAGGUGGCAAGCCGCGCACGACUGUUUGUGUGGCACAUCGUUUGUCCACCAUUCGCGAGGCUGACUUGAUCUUGGUCAUGGCAGACGGGCAAGUGGUUGAGUCAGGUACACAUUCUGAUUUGCUUGCUCGAGAUGGUAGAUAUGCCGACAUGGUGGCACUUCAAUCCAUCUUGCCCGUUGAAAAGGAAGACGUUGCAAGCGAAUCAGACUUGGAAAUUAGUACGCCUGAUUCACUCGCAAAGGAACCCUUACUCAUGGAUGAUGUGCCUAUUAUUGAUGAUGAUAAUGCUGCGGAGGAACCCACGAGAAGCUUGCUGAGAGAUAUCUAUACGCACGCUCGACCAGAACAGCGCUGGAUCGUACUCGGUCUAUGUGGCAGCUUCUUUGCAGGCAGCAUCACCGCAGCAGAUGCCUUGCUCUUUGGUCAUCUCAUCAGUGCGCUCAAUGCCGUCAAUGAUCCAGACUUUCUUCGUUCACGCGCAAGCUUCCUCGCCGGCUUCUUUGUCCUCAUUGCAGGCGUCGCCUUGCUUGCCUACUUCUUUAUGGGUUUCAGUUUUGGCGUCUCGAGUGUGCGUUUGACGCAACGUGUCAAGAAUCGAGUCUUUGCUCAGCUCUUAGAGACGCCCAUUGAGUACUAUGAUGAUGAAGAUAAUUCGGCUGACCGCAUCGCCUCGAGAAUCGAUACAGAUACGGCGUCCCUGGGUGGUCUGUCCGGUCAAUUCAUCGGAACAGCCUUUUCUGUCACCACAUCCAUCCUAUCUGGUGUCAUUCUCGCCCAUGCUGUUGCGUGGAAGAUUGCGCUGGUACUCUUUCCAGCAGUGCCGCUCAUCAUCCUUGCAGGGUAUGCGCGUCUCAAGGUCAUCUCACACAACCAGCACCGUAACGAGACUGCCUUUGAGGAUUCAGCAGCACUUGCCUCUGAGGCUGUCAAUAACAUCAAAACAAUCGCUUCGUUGUCCCUUGAGGCGGACUUGUAUCAGCGAUACACGCAGAAGCUAGAAAGCACGUACAAAGACACUUGGCGUUUCAUGGCAGCAUCUACCGUUCUGUUGGCAAUGGCAUAUACGCUCCCGUUCAUCAUUUAUGCUUUUGCCUACUGGUGGGGAAGCUACUUGAUUGAUCGCAAUGAGUACUCUACCACGCAGUACUUCAUCGUCCUGCCAGCUCUCUUAUUUUCAGCACAGACCAGCGGUCAGAUGUUCAGCAUGGCGCCAGACUUUUCGCGUGCCAAGAUGGCAGCAAAGCAAAUCUUUGCCAGCUUCAACAAGCGGGUAGAAUCAGGCGGUCAAUGCCAACAACUACCGGCACCAUGCGGCCGGAUUGAAUUUUGUGGUGUGACUUUCCGGUAUCCAUCUCGAAACGAGUAUGUUGUUCAUGACUUGUCGUUUGUCAUUGAAGCUGGAAGGCGUGUUGCCUUUGUUGGACGGUCUGGGUGUGGCAAGACGACUUUAUUUUCACUGCUUGCUCGAUUCUACACACCGGUUGCAGGAACCAUCUUGUUGGAUGGGUUGGACAUUACUGCUUACCCACUAGACGAGCUUCGUCGGAGAAUUGGAUACUGCCCUCAAGAGCCCAGUGUCUUUUCUGGCUCGGUACGCUUCAACUUGACCCUUGGCACCAUUCAAGAUCCAACAGAAGAGCAAUUGAAGAAAGCAUGCCAGGAAGCUCAAAUCUGGAGAUUCAUCGAGACAUUGCCACAAGGACUUGAUACGACCCUGGGUCUGGGUGGUGUGAGCGUUUCUGGUGGUCAACGCCAACGACUUUCCCUCGCUCGUGCGUUCUUAGCGCGCGAGGCACCUGUGUUACUGUUGGACGAACCAACUGCUGCGCUGGACGCACAGAAUGAAAAGCUCGUGGACGCUGCAUUGCGACAAGGCACACAAGGUCGUACAUGCCUUCAAAUUGCUCACCGCCUCGGUGGAAUUGUUGAUGCAGAUGAGAUUUUCGUGUUUGAUGGCGGUCGUAUUGCUGAACGCGGUACGCAUGCUGCCUUGCUGAGCAAGGGUGGCCUGUAUGCGGACUUGGCGAGUAGCAUGAUGUAG